Molecule: messenger RNA, 1807 nt
Organism: Toxorhynchites rutilus septentrionalis
Lineage: Eukaryota; Metazoa; Arthropoda; Insecta; Diptera; Culicidae
Product: structural maintenance of chromosomes protein 2-like
Exons: 3
Coding region: 69-1625 (518 amino acids)
Source: RefSeq, a predicted model, not a curated record
ACAUUAUCGAACACAGUUUACUGUUUUAGCAUUUAUUUUGCUUUUUGAACCCACGCUACGUAAACGGAAUGGACGAGUUUCUGAGUGCAUUGAAAAAACAGGAAGAACUUCAACCAGAGCCUUCAUAUGCCGAACAGCUGGAGAAACAAAAGGAAAUAUUGUUGAAGCAGCGAGAAGUUGACGAUUUGAGGAAGCUUGCUGUUGAAUUUAAAGCAUGCUGUCGACAACUCGAAGCCGAGGAUCGCUGCCUUCUGGAGCAAGCCAACAAAACAAAAGCCUUAAGCAUACAGUUCGAUGAAUUGAAAAUUCAAGUCCAGGGUAUAAUUGAUCAAAACAUUGCUUUUACGAUGGACAAAGUUCGCCAGAACUGUCUCCGUAAUAGCGGACAAUAUGACCGGAAGCGACAAAUGAUAGUGGACCUGAAACAACAAUUGGAACAUUACGAACGGUCAUACACUCAAAUGAAGGAAUCGAAAUGCGAGGUAUUAUUGAAAAAAUGCCAAGCAGAACUUGAAGAAGAGAAAAUCAAAAUGGGGGAAAUUCGUUCGGAAAUUGCUGAUAUCCGGAAAGGAAGAGUUGACAAAUCAAAGCAAAAUUGGGAAGAGAAAAAGAACAACUUUUUAGAAAUAGCCAAAUUGUGGAAUAAAAUUAAAACGCAAGAAGAACAAACUUCUAUCGUUUCGCAAAACAAUGAAUUGAUAAGGACCCGCAUCAUCCAACUGGAUAACGAAAUUGAAAUACAGAAACAGAGAGAAGAGGCAGAGAAAAGGCGUCGAAACGCCGAAUUGAAGGAGCAAAUGAUUACUCCAUUGAAAAUUAUUCACGCGAGCAAGAGUAGCAAAUCGUUCAAAAAUCCCAAUGAGUUCCCGAUGCUCGUGGAAAAAAUGCGUGCGCAGAGGUCUUAUGAGGAAAUUUUUAAACGAACUGAUUAUAUAGAUCUGCGUGGAUCUAGAAAAUCUGGCCACAAGAUUGAAUCUCCAAGUGUUACUAAGAAAAAAAGGAUAGCUUAUUUCAAGAGUUCUGUACAAAAAAAUGGGACACAGAACAAAAACGUGAUUGGUGCUACUUCUACAUCGAACACAGUAUCAACACCGCAAAAACAUUUGAAGCAAACUUUGCAAAAGAUACGAACCGAUAAUAAUGCUAAUGGUGAACAUAAUGAACAGGAAAAAAAGCUAAUCCCAUCCCCAUCACAGGAAAGACUUAACACCCACAAGGAUUCCCCGGAUGGCUCCACAUUGGUAAUUGCUUCUCCACCACAGAAGGACGGGGAACAAUCUGAAUCGAUCGUCACGAUUAACGAUCGGUCCGCUUCGGAAGAGAUCGAAUGCGGAUCUAACGGCAAGGAUGCAGCCCCUGCCGACGUAAUCUCCUUGUACAGCACCAUUUCUACGCUGGAUUUAGAAGCACGAGAUGAUAGCAGUGAGCUGGGUUUUGACCUGUCGCCUCUUGGAUCCUGUCGGGAUGGUAGAAACGCAGCUGGCAGCAAAGGAAGCGGAAGUGGCGAUUUGGAUUUUGAUUUUCUUUCGGAUUCCCCCAAACAGGGAGCUUCUGGACGGAGUGAUCAGGGGAAUGAUUUCGAUUUUCCCGAAGCUAAUGACGAUGGUACAUUUGAUUUCUUUUAAUUGUUUUUUUUUUCAAGUUACGUAGAGUUGGUCUUUGGGUUCUUGUUAAAUUGGUUUACCAAAUACGAUUGAAACAUGUAUUAUUCUUUGUUACAUUCUUAAAUAAUUCUAUACUUUCUUGUGACAUGCAUAUGCUAAAUUAAUUGAGAAAUGAAAAUGUUGAUUAUGUCACGAAUAAAAUA